Messenger RNA from Branchiostoma belcheri (Belcher's lancelet), 2665 nucleotides. Its product is annotated as nucleolar protein 58-like. Gene Ontology annotation, molecular function: snoRNA binding. Lineage: Eukaryota; Metazoa; Chordata; Leptocardii; Amphioxiformes; Branchiostomatidae. Bases 388 to 1983 code for a protein of 531 amino acids. The record is from RefSeq and is a predicted model, not a curated record. Gene Ontology annotation, cellular component: small-subunit processome; box C/D methylation guide snoRNP complex. The transcript is spliced from 13 exons.
CAUUUAAGUCUCACGAACAUGCAAAUAAGGUAAUUUUUAUGCAGAUCACACCGUGUGGCGCUACACAUGUCCAUAAAACGUGACUCAAAUGCUAAGUUAUAUAUUGUGUAGUUUCUUCCGGUUCUUAAGAAGCCAUGGAUAAGUACACCAAGUAUAAAUAGCCCAAUCCAAAGGAGAAAAGUGUCGGAUAAUCAACGUUGCGUCAAACAGGUGCAUUUGACUGCAGUUGAGCCGUACGUCAAAAUAAUUUGAACUGCAGUUUGAAAAAAAAUCGCUAGAGGUCACCCCUGAUCCAUGUGGGACAUAAGGUCACAACGCCUGCGCACUGUUAGUGGGUAGCUUUUUUUCACCGCGUGGAUGGGCGAAAUCUAGGAUUUAGCCACAAAAAUGUUGGUUUUAUUUGAAACCCCGGCAGGUUAUGCCAUAUUCAAGUUACUGAAUGAGAAGAAACUACAGGAGACAGAUGAACUCUUCAAGGACUUUGAGACACCAGAAAAGGCCAGUAAAAUUGUUAAACUCAAGCACUUCCAGAAGUUUGAUGACACAACAGAAGCGUUAUCAGCUGCCACGGCGGCGGUAGAAGGGAAGAUGAGUAAGACGAUGAAGAAGAUGCUGAAGAAGAUCGUAGCGAAGGAAGCUCACGAGGAGCUGGCCGUGGCAGACGCCAAGCUGGGCAACGCUAUCAAGGAUAAGUUAGAUCUCCAGUGUGUUCACAACACGGCCAUCGCAGAACUGAUGAGAUGUAUCAAGUCUCAGGUCAACAACCUCAUCACGGGGCUUCCAAAUAAGGAGAUGGCGGCCAUGGCGCUGGGCCUGGCCCACGGACUGUCCAGAUACAAGCUCAAGUUCAGCCCAGACAAGGUGGACACCAUGAUCAUACAGGCUAUCUGUCUCCUGGAUGAUUUAGACAAAGAGUUGAACAACUACAUCAUGAGAUGUAAGGAGUGGUACGGCUGGCACUUCCCUGAGCUCAGUAAAGUCGUCACGGACAACUUGGCUUAUGCCAAAACUGUCAAAGCUAUAGGAAACCGACUGAACACAGCCAAGACAGACCUGUCCCACAUCCUGCCUGAGGAAGUGGAGGAACAGGUGAAGAAGGCUGCUGAGAUCUCCAUGGGUGUAGAGGUAGCCGACACAGACAUAGAUAACAUCACCUACCUGUGUGACCAGGUGAUAGACAUUACAGAGUACCGAGCCCAGCUGUAUGACUACCUGAAGAGCCGGAUGAUGGCCAUCGCUCCCAACCUCACCAUCAUGGUGGGGGAACUGGUGGGAGCUAGGCUCAUCUCACAUGCAGGUUCUCUGCUGAAUUUGGCGAAGCAUCCGUCCUCCACAGUACAGAUCCUGGGUGCAGAGAAGGCCCUGUUCAGGGCACUCAAGACUAAACAUGACACGCCCAAAUAUGGUCUGAUCUACCACGCCUCCCUUGUGGGGCAGUCGACUCCCAAGAACAAGGGCAAGGUGUCACGAAUGUUGGCAGCUAAGACCGCCCUAGCGGCCAGGUAUGAUGCCCUGGGAGAGGAGACGUCUAACGAGAUGGGUCUGGAGAACAGGGCCAGGCUGGAGGCCAGGCUGAAGAUGAUCGAGGAGGGACACUUCAGGAAGAUCGCUGGAGCCGGCAAGGCCAAGGCUCAGGCUGACAAGUACCAGAGUAAAAGUGUGGUGAAAGUGGCUGAUGCUUCAGCAGACUCCACCCUCCCUGCUGUGCCAAAGAAGAGGAAGAUAGAGGAGGUGGGAGAGGAGGAGACACCCGAGAAAACCAAGAAGAAAAAGAAGGCCAAGGUCAAGGAAGAACCAGGAGCUGAGGAAUCUGAGGAAGGUGAAUCAGCCAAGAAAAAAAAGAAGAAAGACAAGAAGAAGAAGGAAUCAUUAGGAGGAGCCAGCACGGCUACUGAACCAGAAACACCCGAGCCAAGCUCUGAAAAGAAGAAGAAGAAAAAGAAGAAGGAAAAGAAAGUAAAAGAAGAGGAGGAAUCAGACUAAACCAUCAACAAGGACAGUCGUGUCUGGUCAUUUUUGGAGCAAAUUCUUUUUACGUUGUUGUUCCUGUUGGUGGUACCAUACAGGUACAAUAUGAUCGUUAAACAACGGGUUCCAAAUGGAUGCAACAGUGUUUGUUAUCACAGUCUAUACAGCAAAGGUGUAGCGUCCUGUCGGCAAAACAUCUAAUAUUUGAUAUCAGUUGUCACCAGGAAGGAAAGCAAUAAGCGAAAGACAAAACCAACAUUCCUUCAUUCAACAAAAUGUACCAAGUUCGUUCUUACUAAAACAAAGUGGAGGGAAACUUUUUAUUUCAGUUAGAGGAAGAUGUUUUGACCUAACAUGAUUUAAGCUGUAAAGAGGCACAGUACAAGUAGGUUUUAUAACUCCCCAAAAGGACACGAAGACAAAAAGGAGGAUCUUUUUAAAGAUUUAUUUGUACAAUUUAUUCAGUUCCAUAUAAAAACCAUGCAAAAGUACACCAAAGGACAGGUGUAAUGACUUUACAUCUAUCUGAUCAUUGCAUAAAUGUAAAAUCCUUAGUUUUGUACAAAUUUUACACUUUUAUCCUCUAGCUAUGUAACUUGUAAGAAGUAGGUAUAAGUGUCAGAAUCCAGCAUGGUUAAUAUGGACUAGUGUAUUCUGAUGAUAUAUGAAAAGAAAGAUAACACAUGAACUCAACUGA